UUCCCACCUCUCAUAUUGCUUGCUGCUCUUUCCACCACUUCUAUGACCAUCUUAAACCUACUCAGAUUCCUUCAUACCAAUACCAAGCGCCUCAAACUAAGAACAAGAAUUUCCAAAUUAGACACAGAAAACAACCCAAGAGAGAAUAAUGGCUUCAAGCACAGCAGUUACAAUGGCUAUGCCAUUGCCCAAUGCUACCACCCAAAAGAGAGUGGUUCAAUCCUCAGAGGCCUUCUUCAAGCCACUACCCCUCAUGCCAUCAAAGGCUGUGUCCUCACCAUCAAGAUCAAGUGGAAGACUUGAGGUCAGGGCUUCCCUGAAGGAGAAGGCCGUCACCGCAAUCACUGCCGCCGCACUCACAGCCUCGAUGGUGGUCCCCGACGUGGCGGAAGCUGCUUCCGGAGUGUCUCCGUCGCUCAAGAACUUCUUGCUCAGCAUUGCUGCCGGCGGCACUGUACUUGUUGCAAUUAUUGGAGUUGUGGUCGGAGUGUCCAAUUUCGACCCUGUUAAGAGGGGCUGAGAAAAUCGAUAUGGUUGGGAGUGUUCCUAAUCAUUCUUGAUUUUUCAUCCUCUUCAUGUGUCUAUUUAGUGAUGUUUGUUAUGUUUAUGAUUUAUAUCAUCGUGUAAUAUGGCUCUUCUUUCCUCCUCUCAGAAAACUGUGAAUGCUGAAACCUCA
Molecule: messenger RNA, 676 nt
Organism: Argentina anserina (silverweed cinquefoil)
Lineage: Eukaryota; Viridiplantae; Streptophyta; Magnoliopsida; Rosales; Rosaceae
Exons: 1
Coding region: 149-520 (123 amino acids)
Biological process (GO): photosynthesis
Cellular component (GO): photosystem II; membrane
Source: RefSeq, a predicted model, not a curated record